Molecule: messenger RNA, 402 nt
Organism: Effrenium voratum
Lineage: Eukaryota; Dinophyceae; Suessiales; Symbiodiniaceae
Source: the annotation of a GenBank genome assembly
AUGCAGGCCUAUGGCUGGCUACAAGGUGCUCCAGGUGCUCCAGGUGCUCCAGGUGCUCCAGGUGCUCCAGGCGCAGGCGAGUCCGGUCUCGAGGACGUGACCUACGCCUGCGAGUACUGCCGGACCAAAUACAAUAGCUACGCGGAGGCUGAAGCGUGCGAGGCCGCUUGCCAAAAGAAGGGCGCCAAUGGCUCACACAUGGCUCUGUUCUUGGCACCAGCGUUGCCCAGUGCUACUCCGUGCGGGUUGGCCAGCGUGCUGUCGGGGGGCAAGGGCGCGCUGAUCGGGAAGGGCCUGCAGCUGCUGGCGGCCAAGGGUGUCCUGCCCAGUUUGAUCCGACCAGGCACGGCCCCCGGCGGCCCCGCAAGGCGCACCUACGCCGUCAACAUCUUCGUCGCAUGA